CCUCCCGCUCUCCCCCAAUCCGGCGACCAAAACCCUCACGUCCGCUUCUCCGAAUCUUAUCACCCAUCGAUCCCCAAAACCCCCUUCCCGUUCCCAUUUCCCUAUGCCGAUCUCAAAUCCGAGCAGUUUCAGCCUCCGUCUCCUCCAUUUUUAGGGCUCAGCGGUUAUCUGCCACCUCUCCGGCGUCCAGAUCGCGGGUUUUGCUUUCACAUAUUUGCUGUGAUCAGUGAAGUACAACUACAUGAAGCAUAUGAGCAUGCUUACUGAUGAAUAAGGAAGCAUUCCCAAGAGGAAACUUCAGUUCAGAAUCUGCUUGCAGGAACAAGCCACCUAAGAUCAAUUGGUUGCAUCAUGUGGCUACUUUUGAGGAUUUCUCUUGUCAAGAGAAAUUCUUGAGCUCAAACUUUCUGUUUUCUUUAUCAUCACAAAAACUCAGACCUGAAGAAAGUGCUGAAGGGAUGCUGUGCACGAGGUCUAUUGCUUGUACUAUUCAAGGACCUGAGAGGCUGCAAAGUUUACAAAUUGAGAAGGCAUGGAAAGCUCUCUGCAACAAUCAGGGAACAAGCAAGCAGUAUUUAAGACCUGGAUUAACUGCUCCAGUGCUGAAUCAUAAUACAGAUUGUCGAUCAGCUCGAGUUUCAAACUCCUCCAACAAUAUCAACAAUGUUGUUGAUUUCCAAAGACCUGGAAUGUCAUCUCAUGAAAGUAUCUACCCACAUGAAGCAUCUGGUGAUUUACCAUGCAAGUCACUCCUUGGAGGUGAUUCAUUUAUGAGAAAUUCUUUCUGGAAGAACAAUGAUUACAAUACAAAGGUUGAUGCAAGUUUGAUCACGAGGAAACCAGAUGUUAGUGGAGCAUCAAUGCCACACAGUUCUUCUCAUAUAGGUCCUGAAAAUCACCAAACUGUGCAUGCUGAUAAUGAUAAGCAUGCUAAUGAUGAUUUUCUAGAUGCUUUGGAUGAUGAUGAAAUUAUGGAGAAAAUUGAUGUAGACCAAAUAGUCAUGGAACACUAUCAAGCCACUGGAAUACCUGAAGUAUCAGCAUCUAAACAUACUCCUUUUACUCCAGUUGGUAGUGGAGGUAAUAGAACAGGCCCCAGUGAAAAUAGCUUGCCAAUGGAACUGUGUGAAAUAUGCAUUCACGGCUUCAAGCUGGCUUUUUGCCCAGAGGCAACAACUCAUUUGCAGGAGAUGAAGGAUCAGUUGAUUGCAGUAUCAAAUGAACUUCUUGAUAAUGCUGCUGAACUUGGUCCUCAACAGUGUGAAAAUCUUCGCCAAGAACGGUUGCAUCUCAAUAAACAGAUUCAGGUGCUUGAAAAAUAUCUCCAUAGUUUGACUCAAGAUGGUGAAACAUGGAGAUCGCAUUUGACAGCCUCAACAGCUACUGCACAGGUCUUUCAACCUGAGACUCCUGUGAACACAUUUCCUAUAGAUCCUGCAAGAUUCAAUUCCCAGGUUCAUAUAGGAAACGAACCAGGGAAUUCUGGUGCUUGGAGUUCAAUGGCAUCAUUCUCCUAUACAGAUAGAACAAGUAUUCUAUCAGCACAUGUGGAAAGAGAAAUGUUUACUCCAAAGCUCUUUGAUGUUAAUUACAUUGAAGGUUCCAGUGAUAAGAGGUGGAAGAGUGAAGAUUUUCCAUGGACCAAGAAACUCGAGGCCAAUAACAGAAAAGUGUUCGGGAAUCACUCCUUUCGUCCCAAUCAAAGAGAGGUGAUUAAUGCAACAAUGAGUGGACAUGAUGUUUUUGUUCUGAUGCCAACUGGCGGUGGCAAGAGCCUGACAUACCAGCUUCCUGCUCUAAUCUGUCCUGGAGUAACAUUAGUAGUUUCUCCUCUCGUUUCACUCAUCCAGGAUCAAAUAAUGCAUCUGUUGCAGGCAAAUAUUCCUGCUGCUUAUCUGAGUGCAAGUAUGGAGUGGGCUGAACAACAGGAGAUUUUUAGAGAAUUGAUGUCUGACAUCUGUAAAUACAAGUUAUUAUAUGUAACUCCAGAAAAAGUUGCCAAGAGUGAUGUUUUGUUGAGACACUUGGACAAUUUGUACUCACGGGGAUCACUUGCUAGAAUUGUUAUUGAUGAAGCUCAUUGUGUAAGCCAGUGGGGACAUGAUUUUAGGCCAGAUUAUCAGGGGCUUGGUAUUUUGAAACAAAAGUACCCAAGUACUCCUGUGCUGGCUCUAACUGCUACAGCAACAGCUAGUGUAAAGGAAGAUGUUGUGCAAGCUCUUGGCCUAGUGAAUUGCAUCAUUUUUCAACAAAGUUUUAACCGCCCAAACUUGUGGUUUUCUGUGAUGCCCAAAACAAAAAAGUGCCUGGAGGACAUUGAUAAAUUCAUCAAAGAAAACCAUUUUGAUGAAUGUGGCAUCAUUUAUUGUCUUUCAAGAAUGGACUGUGAAAAAGUGGCUGAGAAAUUACAGGAAUAUGGACAUAAAGCAUCGUUUUACCAUGGUAGCAUGGAUCCUCUUCAAAGAACAUAUGUUCAAAAGCAGUGGAGCAAAGAUGAAAUCAAUAUAAUAUGUGCCACAGUGGCUUUUGGAAUGGGUAUCAACAAACCUGAUGUUCGGUUUGUUAUUCACCAUUCUCUUCCAAAAUCUAUUGAAGGUUAUCAUCAGGAAUGUGGGCGUGCCGGUAGAGAUGGUCAGCGUUCUUCUUGUGUUUUAUAUUACAACUACAGUGACUAUAUUCGGGUCAAGCACAUGCUUACUCAGGGAGUAAUAGACCAAAGCCCUGUAUCAAUUGGAACAAGGCGUAAUUCUUUAGUUAGCAGUGAUAGAGUACUCGAAACAAAUAUUGAAAAUCUUCUUCGCAUGGUUAGCUAUUGUGAAAAUGAUAUCGAUUGCAGACGCCUGCUGCAAUUGAUUCAUUUUGGUGAAAAAUUCGAUCCUAUGAGGUGCCGAAAGACAUGUGAUAACUGUUCUAAAAUGUUGAGCUGCAUUGAAAAAGAUGUAACCGAUAUUGCAAAGCAACUGGUUGAGUUAGUGAUAUCGAUGGGCCAAAAGUAUUCAACGUCUCACAUUCUGGAAGUGUACAGGGGGUCCCUGAGCCAAAUUGUUAAGAGACACAGACACAAUAUCUUGGACCUUCAUGGGGCUGGAAAACAUCUAGCCAAAGGUGAGGCAUCCAGAGUGAUACGACAUUUAGUUAUUGAGGAUGUUCUUGCUGAAGAUGUACGAAAAAGUGAUAUUUAUGGAUCUGUUUCUUCUAUAUUGAAGGUAAAUGAAUCGAAAGCUCAGAAACUCUGCUCUGGCAGACAACCUGUCAUACUGAGGUUUCCUGCUCCUGCUAGGGCAUCCAAAAUGAGCAGAUCUGAAGUGACACCAGCAAAGGGUUCAUUGCUUCCAGAAAUGAUGAGCACUCCAUCAAUUGACGCUAAUGGUCCAUCACAAAAUGAAGUAGACUUGAAUCUGUCAGCCAAACUGUAUGCGGCUUUGCGAAUGCUUCGAACUGUGCUUGUAAAAGAAGCUGGUGAGGGGGUCAUGGCAUACCACAUAUUUGGAAAUGCCACAUUGCAGCAGAUUAGCAAGAGAGUUCCAAGAACCAAAGAAGAACUUCUUGAGAUCAACGGAAUUGGCAAGGCGAAGAUACAUAAGUAUGGAGACCGAGUAUUGGAAACCAUAGAGUCUACCAUCAGAGAGUACCAAAAGGCAAACAGGAACAGUAGCAGCAGCAGCAAUGAAAAUGCUGAUGCAGUAAAGCGGAGAAGACGGUCAACAGGCAUUGAUUCAGAUGUUAAUGAUGAUGUUUUUGUAGAAAGCACUGUACAAUCAAAAAAGCGGGUAACAAAGGUUAGGAAUGACCAAAAAGGUGCACCUGGUACUGCAAGUAUAUCAACCUGCAAUGACCGCUGCAUAGAUCUCGAUCUGGAUGGAUAUGACAUGGAGACUGAGGAUUGGAAUCCAAAGGCAAAACAAAAGGCUUCAGGUAGAAUCCUGCCUCAAUGGUCACGACCAGGAAGCAAAGGGUUUCUUGUCCAAUUCCUCCUGGUGGAUUUCUUCUAUAGGCUGGAGAGUGCAACUCCUUGGUUUCUGCAUCCUUUUCCAUUCAGUCUGCCACCUUAAUGCUGCGACUAAAACAGAUAUGAUCUUCCCUACUCUCAUCGACAAAAAGGAUAAAACAUGGACCAGUUGCUUAUCUCUGUGGCUAAUUGACAUUUUUUUGUUUUGUUUUGUUUUGUUUUGUUUUGUUUUUUUUUGUGCUGUUGACUUGGCUCAUAUGACUCCUGCAGGAAGCCUCCCUUAUUUUUUGUGAGGAAUGUUAUAAUUAUCAGAAAGAAGUGUACAUAUCUAUGUUAUGUAAUGUUUCGACAACUGAAUUGGAAUGCUACCUUGAUGUACAUUCUUUCAGAAUGAAAGGAGAGUUCUCCAUCUGUUUUUUGCCUGC
Messenger RNA from Elaeis guineensis (African oil palm), 4374 nucleotides. The record is from RefSeq and is a predicted model, not a curated record. NCBI's taxonomy places the organism in Eukaryota, Viridiplantae, Streptophyta, Magnoliopsida, Arecales, Arecaceae.